Messenger RNA from Oryctolagus cuniculus (rabbit), 12944 nucleotides. RefSeq names its product solute carrier family 4 member 7 (gene SLC4A7). The record is from RefSeq and is a predicted model, not a curated record. Gene Ontology annotation, cellular component: basolateral plasma membrane; apical plasma membrane; plasma membrane. NCBI's taxonomy places the organism in Eukaryota, Metazoa, Chordata, Mammalia, Lagomorpha, Leporidae. Gene Ontology annotation, molecular function: sodium:bicarbonate symporter activity; monoatomic anion transmembrane transporter activity; solute:inorganic anion antiporter activity. Gene Ontology annotation, biological process: transmembrane transport; monoatomic anion transport; regulation of intracellular pH.
UAAAAGAAACUUCUUAUCCUACCUGUGUUGUAUUUAUGAACUACAUUCUUCAAUCGUAAUUCUUAUACAAUUGUACUUCAAAAUAAGCAUAGUUAAAAAUGAAAAUCUUGAAAAGCUAUGAGUAUUUGAUAUAACUUUUAAAUAGUGAUUGCUGUGGGGCCAGUGCUGUGGCAUAGUAGGUAAAACCGCCCCCUGUAAUGCCAGCAUCCCAUAUGGGCACUGGUUUGAGUCCUGGCUGCUCCACUUCUGAUUCCGCUCUCUGCUAUGGUCUGGGAAAGUACUAGAAGAUGGCCCAAGUCCUUGGGCCCCUGUACCCACAUGGGAGACUUGGAAGAAGCUCGUGGCUCCUGGCUUCAGAUUGGCCCAGCUCUGACCGAUGUGGCCAUCUGGGGAAUGAACCAGUGGAUGGAAGACCUCUCUUUGUCCCUUUCUGCCUCUGCCUCUCUGUAAAUCUGCCUUUCAAAUAAAUAAAUAAAUCUUUAAAAAAAGUAAUUGCUGCUUUGGAACACAUUUUUAAUGUUAUAUGUAACAACCAUGCAAAAGUUUAGUUCUGUAUUCUAAAUGUGACUCAUGAGUAUAAAUGAAAUUUUUAUUUAAUACUUUGAUUUCUUAGUAUUUAAGAUUAUCUGGAUGAAAUGAGAAUGUCUGGAUUUCUCAAAACAAUUGCCAGAAAAGUUUUCCCCAACUUUGAAUUUCUUUUCCUGGAAUAGGUAUUUAGAGUCAUUCUCUUCACAUAAACACAGCAGGAGAAAAAUUACAUUUCUUAUUGUAGCCACUAGAUGGUGAUCUUAAGCAUUAGUGAGGCCUAAAUUUUAUUGGUGGUGAAAACUGAAAUGGUUGCCCAAAUUAAGCAAUGUGAACUCAGUGAUGACAGUUAGCGAUGUGGAAGAUGGGGACCAGCUGUCCUCCUUACGGAAACACAAGAUUUAAAGUGAGUCAGAUUUCGUUGUAUGGAGGAUUUCCCUGUUCGUGGCGUUUGCUUCAGAUUUACCUGUGGAAGUAAAGUUAACAAAGUCUCCAUAUGUUUAUCAGAAUUUUGAUUCAUUAUGUAAGUGUUGCUUAUUGUAAUAAUUUCAGUUUCAUUAGCUGUUACCAAAUUUCUAGUAGAUUUAAAGUAUUUAAAAAUAGGAUUUAAAAAUAUGAUUGAGUAAGUUAUGUUUAUAAUUCCUUAAAUAACACAUUUGAGCAAAAAAAAAUUGUGUGUGGUUUAACUUAGGGGGCAGGUUUGUGGCCUAUGGAACGCUAUGGAGUUUGAGGUCUGGUAGCCCUGGGUUUGAAUAGUGAUCAUCUGUGUUACCUUAGAGUUCUUGUGAGAAGUAGUGUAAUUUGUGAGUGGCCCAGUGAAAAGUGAAUGGUCCCUGGAAGCAGGACGUGAUUUCACAAGACCGCUGCUGGCCAUGCCGGGGGACCGCUUCAGAUCACGAUUUUAAAUUGUAGCUUCUCCAAGCUCCAGCGCGUGGGACCUUGAGGAAAAUUAUUUAAGUCUUUUGAGCUUUAUUUUUGUUUCAUAUGUUUAAGAGAGUAAUAAUUGCUUCAGAAAUAGUAAAUGAAAGAAUGUGCGAUUAUAGAAAGCACAGGAGUUGUGGGGAAAGGCGCAGCGCUGUGUUUCAGUGGGUAAAACUGCUACCUGGGAAGCCAGCAUUCCAUAUGGGCACCAGUUCGAGUUCUGCCUGCUCCACUUCCAAUCCAGAUCCUUGCUAAUGUGCCUGGGAAACCAGCAGAAGAUUGCCCAAGUGCUUGGGCCCCUGUACUCACAUGGGAGACCCAGAAGAAGCUGCUGGCUUCACCUGGCCCAUCCCGGCUGUUGCAGCCAAAUGGAGUGUGACCCAGUGGAUGGAAUCUCCCUCUGUCUCUCCCCCUCUCUAUAACUCUACCUUUCAAAUAAAAUAAGUCUUUUUUUUAAAAAAAAUGAGAAUAUGUUGAGGAAUAUUUGUAUGUAACUCACACUUUUUCUUAGCAUAUUACUGACAUGCAUUGGGUAGGACUCUGUAAUUCUGUUUUAUUGUUCAUGAUGUCUUAUAAUAGUGCAUGAUAAUUAGUCAUUCCCUGUCUGUUUUCAAUUUUUGUGACUGUGAGUAGUAUAUCCUUUAUGUUUCAUUUAUUUUACUUCUGUGGAGUAGUUACCCAAAAGAGAUUUCGUCACAUCAGAAGAUAUGCUUUAAAAGUAUAUAAAUGAAUUCUCACUAGCUUACUCUGCAGAAAGUUUUGAGCACUUUAUAUUCCCGUUGGAGAGUAUGCAGAUGUCUUUUCUCCACACGUUGACUAGCAUGAGAUGUUUACGUUUCAUUUUUUGCUAAUCUGAUAAGUCUUAAAUUCCAUUUGCUGAACCAGUAGUGAGCGAUGGGUGUCCUUUAAUUAUUAGGAGAAUAAAUCGGUUCAUAUUCUUUGUCUAUUUUUUUAAAUAAAGUUCCUUACUGGAAUAUUGGUUAGUAGUGCUUGUGAUGGUGUUACAUUAGGUAAGAAAUGUUGGAGAAAUGGAUCUGAUUAAUUAUAUUUUGUUUUGCAGUUUGGGAAAUUAAAAGGUUUGCAUGUGCCUCAUUUCUUUUCCCUCUGAGUUGAUUCCCCCCUUACUACCCAAAUCCCAGGGCCAAUGGUUUGAUAAUAUAUAGUGGUAGAGAGAGGGCUGGGAGCGGAGGGAACACACCUGCCUGACCAGGAAGUUAAGUUCUUAACUACUACUGGGAGGUCAAGAUUUUUUUUUUUACAGGAAGUAAAUUUCAAGUGACCGUUUAGGAAUUAGUAUUGAACCCAAUGGUUUGCACAUGCUCUUCAUCUUCACUGAAUUGGAUAUAUCUUACUAUUUUCUGUUUGUUUCUUCAGAUUUAUCUUCAUUGCUAAGCGUAUAGUUGUAUCAUAGUGUGAAGAUUUCAAAUAUGAUUAAUUUUGUUUUCAUGUAAUUAUUGGUGUUACUAGGGUUUCUUUUUGUAUUUUAUUUUUAUUUUUAUUUUUUGACAGGCAGAGAGUUAGACAGUGAGAGAAAGAGACAGAGAGAAAGGUCUUCCUUCCGUUGGUUCACCCCCGAAAUGGCCUCUACGGCCAGCGUGCUGUGCCAAUCCGAAGCCAGGAGCCAGGCACCUCCUCCUGGUCUCUACUGGGGUUUCUAACUGGAGAAGUCUAAGUAAACUUAAUAAGCCUUAGUUAUAUUGGAAAGCUAUGGCACUGAUGUCAUCUGGUACCUAUAUUCUGGUCUUGUGAAAAAUUAAAAUAAAGUGUUUUUUUUGUUGUUGUUAUAAAAUAUGUAUUUACUUGAAGGAGUUACAGAGAAAGAAAGAAAUCUUCAUCUGCUGAAUCUGUCCCCAAAUGGCCAGAAUGGCCAGGGCUGGGACAGGCUGAAGCCUGGAGGCCUCAUGUGGGUCUCCUACAUGGGUAGAAGGGGCCCAAGCAUUUGGGCCAUUUUCUGCUGCUUUCCCAGGCCAUUAGCUGGAUGGGAAGUGGAGCAACCAGGACUCCUGUGCACAUUUAACAGCUUGACCUCCUAUGCCACAGCACCAGACCUGAUUUUUAAAUAUUUUAAUGUUUUCAAAUGAAAUAAGACUUUGGGAAAAGUUACAAUAUCUAAUGAACAUAUAUUUUCACAGAAUAUGAGAUGUCCAUUCAAAGUUAUACAUUGGGGCCGGCGCUGUGGUGUAGCGGGUUAAAGCCCUGGCCUGAAGCUCCAGCAUCCCAUAUGGGUGCCGGUUCUAGUCUCAGCUGCUCCUCUUCCAAUUCAGCUCUCUGCUAUAUGGCCUGGGAAAGCAGUGGAAGAGGGCCCAAGUCCCAAGUCCUUGGGCCCCUGCACCCGCGUGGGAGACCCAGAAGAAUCUCCUGGCUUCUGGCUUUGGAUCAGCACAGCUCUGGCUGUUGCAGCCAAUUGGGGAGUGAACCAGUGGAUGGAAGACCUCUCUCUCUGUCUCUACCUCUCUCUAUAACUCUUUCAAAUAAAUUAAAAAAAAAAAAGUUAUAGACCAAUGCGUUUCAUUGUCACAGUGUAUAAAACUUUGAUUUGGAGUGGUUUCAGGUUUCACAUUGCAGCUAACCUUUAAGCAAGGCCUGCUUGAUGAGCUGAGUUUGGUGAAGUAUCUAAGAGGAAUAUUCAUCAUGACCUGAAAUAUAAUUGAAACACUCCUGCCUUUUCCAAUAGUGUAUCUAAAUGAAUUUGGGUGUUUAAUGUGCAUGAGCCAAAUAACAUAUUGUAUGAGGUUGACUACAGAAAUGGGUAUGAAGUCUAUUGUCAAAAAUAAGUCAGAUACUAAAGAUGUUGGUUAAAAUAUAAAACAAACCCAUUCUCACUAAAUUUUCUUUUUGAUACUAGUUGUUUUUCUUUAAAAUGUUACAUGUUAACAUGUAUUUUUUGUUAUUUUAAAACACAGUCUCAAAUUAAUAUUUCUUGCAGUUUUCAUUCCAAUAUGGUAAAUGUAGACACAGCUCAUCUACACAGAAGCAUUUUCAGGUCUUAAGCACUUUUCAAAAGUGUCAGGGGAUCUUGAGCCUAAACAUUAGAGGAGUGCUGCUCAUUUCCUUUUUCUCUCCUCACUGUUGUCCACGUGGAUUCUUGAUUUUUUGUUAAAAUAAUUGAAAGCCAUAACAUGAUUUGUUAAUCCUUUUUUUAGAGCAGUUUUAAGUGAAUUGGAGCAAAUUUAGUGUUACUAAAAAGGCAAAGCUCUGAGUCUUUUCUGAAAUUAACUGAGAAAGUAAGAAGAUGAGACGCUGAAAUUUUAUUCUCCUAAGAUACAUAAAUAAAUAUAUUCACGUAGCCUUCCACACAUACCCCUGGAGAAUGCUGUCUUUUGUACUAAGGCUGCAGAAAGGUUGCACUUGAAAACUGCUAGCUGCCUUCCUCUGAUACUUUCAUUUCUAACUAAGUAAAUGUGUCUACUACUUUCCAAGUCUGUCAGUUCUGUCAGUGCUGUGACCCUGUGUAAGUUGUGGUUACUAGCUUGGCAGAUUAGAUAACUUAGAAGGCCAUGAUUGGCUGUGCCGUAAGAGUAACUUAGAAGAGUUCAUCUCCGCAAAGCACAGUGACCUAAAUCAGAUAUGUGCUCACUGUCCCUGGAAUCUUCAAAGGGACUCACGGCAUUCGGUUGACUCCAAGGCAUUUCUGUGUUACUAUGGAAAGGUUUCAUCAGGAGAAGAAGUUACCUGGUCCUGAUGAAGAGGCUGUUGUGGAUCUUGGCAAAACCAGCUCAACUGUGAACACCAAGUUUGAAAAAGAAGAACUUGAAAGCCAUCGAGCUGUGUAUAUUGGUGUGCAUGUCCCAUUCAGUAAAGAGAGUCGGCGGCGUCACAGACAUCGUGGGCACAAACAUCACCACCGGAGAAGAAAAGAUAAAGAUUCGGAUAAAGAAGAUGGACGAGAAUCUCCCUCUUAUGAUACCCCAUCCCAGAGAGUUCAGUUUAUUCUUGGUACUGAGGAUGAUGAUGAAGAGCAUAUUCCCCACGAUCUGUUCACGGAAAUGGAUGAACUGUGUUACAGAGACGGAGAAGAAUACGAAUGGAAAGAAACUGCCAGAUGGCUGAAAUUUGAAGAGGAUGUUGAAGAUGGAGGAGACCGAUGGAGUAAACCUUACGUGGCAACUCUGUCUUUGCACAGUCUUUUUGAACUAAGGAGUUGCAUUCUAAAUGGAACAGUCAUGCUGGAUAUGAGAGCAAGCACUCUGGAUGAGAUAGCAGAUAUGGUACUAGACAACAUGAUAGCCUCUGGCCAGCUAGACGAGUCCAUAAGAGAGAAUGUCAGAGAAGCUCUUCUGAAGCGGCAUCAUCAUCAGAAUGAGAAAAGAUUCACCAGUCGGAUUCCCCUGGUUCGAUCUUUUGCAGAUAUAGGCAAGAAACAUUCUGACCCUCACUUGCUUGAAAGGAAUGGGGAAGGCCUUUCAGCCUCCCGCCACUCUUUGCGGACAGGUCUCUCUGCCUCAAACCUUUCACUGAGAGGAGAAUCGCCUUUAUCUCUUCUUCUCAGUCAUCUCCUUCCUUCUUCGAGAGCCGGAACCCCUGCAGGCUCGAGGUGUACAACCCCAGUACCCACCCCUCAAAGCAGCCCUCCUUCCAGCCCUAGCAUCAGUCGCCUGACCUCCAGAAGUUCCCAGCAGAGUCAGCUGCAGGCCCCUGAGCUACUGGUCUCACCUGCCAGUGAUGAUAUUCCCACAGUAGUAAUUCAUCCGCCCGAGGAAGACUUAGAAGCACUGGAAGGCCAGGAGCAGAAGAAGGAGGAAAAUGUUGGCUUAACUCCAGGCAUUUUGGCCUCACCACAGUCUGCUCCUGGAAACUUGGACAGUAGUAAAAGCGGAGAAAUUAAAGGUAAUGGCGGUGGAGGAAGCAGAGAAAAUAGUACUGUUGACUUCAGCAAGGUUGACAUGAAUUUCAUGAGAAAAAUUCCCACGGGAGCUGAAGCAUCCAACGUUCUGGUAGGAGAAGUAGACUUUUUGGAAAGACCUAUAAUUGCGUUUGUGAGACUGGCUCCCGCCGUCCUCCUCUCAGGGUUGACCGAGGUCCCUGUUCCUACGAGGUUUUUGUUUUUGUUGUUGGGUCCAGCAGGCAAGGCACCACAGUACCAUGAAAUUGGAAGAUCAAUAGCAACUCUCAUGACAGAUGAGAUUUUUCAUGAUGUAGCUUAUAAAGCAAAAGACAGAAAUGACCUCUUAUCUGGAAUUGAUGAAUUUUUAGAUCAAGUGACUGUUCUGCCUCCAGGAGAGUGGGACCCUUCCAUUCGCAUAGAGCCACCAAAAAGCGUUCCUUCUCAGGAAAAGAGAAAGAUUCCUGUGUUUCCCAAUGGAUCUGCUCCCACAUCGGGUGAGACUCCUAAAGAGGCCGCCCAUCAUGCUGGCCCUGAGCUGCAGAGGACUGGACGGCUUUUUGGUGGUUUGAUACUUGACAUCAAAAGGAAAGCACCUUUUUUCUUGAGUGACUUCAAGGAUGCAUUAAGCCUGCAGUGCCUGGCCUCGAUUCUUUUCCUAUACUGUGCCUGUAUGUCUCCUGUAAUCACUUUUGGAGGGCUGCUUGGAGAAGCUACAGAAGGCAGAAUAAGUGCAAUAGAGUCUCUUUUUGGAGCGUCAUUAACUGGGAUUGCCUAUUCAUUGUUUGCUGGGCAACCUUUAACAAUAUUGGGGAGCACAGGUCCUGUUUUAGUGUUUGAAAAAAUUUUAUUUAAAUUCUGCAGAGAUUAUCACCUUUCCUAUCUGUCUUUAAGAACCAGUAUUGGUCUUUGGACUUCUUUCUUGUGCAUUGUUUUGGUUGCAACAGAUGCAAGCAGCCUUGUGUGUUAUAUUACUCGUUUUACAGAGGAGGCUUUUGCAGCUCUCAUUUGUAUCAUAUUCAUCUACGAAGCUUUGGAGAAACUCUUUCAUUUAGGGGAAAUAUAUGCAUUCAAUAUGCACAACAACUUAGAUAAACUGACCAGCUACUCAUGUGUAUGUAUUGAACCUCCUAACCCUAGCAAUGAAACUCUAGAGUUGUGGAAGAAAGAGAAUAUAACAGCACACAAUAUUUCCUGGGGAAAUCUUACUGUUCCUGAGUGCAAAACCUUCCAUGGUAUCUUUGUAGGCUCAGCUUGUGGUCUUCAUGGACCUUAUAUUCCUGAUGUGCUCUUCUGGUGUGUCAUCUUAUUUUUCACAACAUUUUUCCUGUCUUCAUUCCUCAAGCAAUUUAAGACCAAGCGAUAUUUUCCUACCAAGGUGCGAUCGACAAUCAGUGACUUUGCUGUGUUUCUCACAAUAGUAAUAAUGGUUGCAAUUGACUACCUUGUAGGAGUUCCAUCUCCUAAGCUUCAUGUUCCUGAAAAAUUUGAGCCUACUGAUCCAAAUAGGGGGUGGAUCAUAAGCCCGUUGGGAGACAAUCCUUGGUGGACCUUACUUAUAGCUGCUAUUCCAGCUCUGCUUUGCACUAUUCUCAUCUUUAUGGAUCAACAAAUCACAGCUGUAAUCAUAAACAGAAAGGAGCACAAACUGAAGAAAGGAGCUGGCUACCACCUUGAUUUGCUCAUGGUUGGUGUUAUGUUGGGAGUUUGCUCUGUCAUGGGCCUGCCAUGGUUUGUGGCUGCAACAGUGUUGUCAAUAAGUCAUGUCAACAGCUUAAAAGUUGAAUCUGAAUGUUCUGCUCCCGGGGAACAACCCAAGUUUUUGGGAAUUCGUGAACAGCGGGUUACAGGGCUAAUGAUUUUCAUUCUAAUGGGCCUCUCUGUGUUUAUGACUUCAGUUCUAAAGUUUAUCCCAAUGCCUGUUCUGUAUGGUGUUUUCCUUUACAUGGGUGUUUCUUCACUAAAAGGAAUCCAGUUUUUUGACCGCAUAAAGCUGUUUGGAAUGCCCGCUAAGCACCAGCCUGACCUAAUCUACCUCCGGUACGUGCCUCUCUGGAAGGUGCAUAUCUUCACUGUCGUGCAGCUCACCUGUCUGAUUCUCUUGUGGGUGAUAAAAGCUUCAGCUGCUGCAGUAGUUUUCCCUAUGAUGGUUCUUGCAUUAGUCUUCGUACGCAAGCUCAUGGACCUAUGUUUUACAAAGCGAGAACUUAGUUGGCUUGAUGAUCUUAUGCCAGAGAGUAAGAAAAAGAAAGAAGAUGACAAAAAGAAAAAAGAGAAAGAGGAAGCUGAACGCAUGCUUCAAGAUGAUGAUGAGACUGUGCACCUUCCGUUUGAAGGAGGAAGUCUCUUGCAAAUUCCAGUUAAGGCCCUAAAAUAUAGUGUUGAUCCCUCAGUUGUUAACAUAUCAGAUGAAAUGGCCAAAACUGCACAAUGGAAGGCACUUUCCAUGAGUACUGAGAAUGCCAAAGUAACCAGAUCUAACACGAGCCCUGAAAAACCUGUGAGUGUGAAAAUAAAUUUUGAAGAUGAACCAACAAAGAAAUACAUGGAUGCUGAAACUUCAUUAUAGGAUUGAACCCAGAGGAAUUAUAUAUAGAUAUAUAUAUAUACAUAUAUAUAAAAUGUGUGUGUCAUGUCACUAAAUAUAAAACAGUAUUGUAUGUCAUGCUGUUUAUGCAUGACUACUGGGUUUUUGAAGUAGUGUCUGAAGUUUGUUAUGAGCACCAUGGAGACUGUGUAUAUAAUGAAAUAGUCUCUUAGAAGUGAGGUACAUGGUUCUUACCAUUCAAAUAUUUAUUCUGCUGGAAAAAGUUUUUUUUGUUCUGCAAUAGAAAGAUGGGGGGAAAUGGAUUCAAUCUAUUUUUCUUAAGUUUCUGUUCAUCAAUGGCAGUUCAUAUCAUCCUUAAGUGAUACAUGCUUAGUCCAUAUAUUUAUAAAUUUUUCUUGGGUUUCUAACAUUUUCCCUAUAUAGUCACAAAAGUGAAAUAAUUAGUGCUAGUGCUUUAUGGGAAGAACAGGGAGUCUUUAUGCCAAUGCUGUGGGGAAAAUGGUAGCAUAUCAAGGCUUCUGUGUGUGUGUAUGUGUGUGUAUAUCAUAUGCAGAUGUCCAUCAUAUUUCACAAAUGAUGGCAAUUUCUUGGCCAUAGGGGUGAGUGUAGAACAAUUGUAAACUUACUAGAUAAGAGCCAUAGUUUUUAACCUUUAUGUUUUGGGAAAUGUUUUAACUCUUAAAACUCCCAUAUCUAGGUUUCCAUUCUGGCACACAAGUAAAAUUGCAUUUGAUUUUAUAAUUUAGCAUCCAUACCAGCCAUAAUUUUAGAAGCUAUAAAUGCCAAUUUGCAGUAGUUGAGUUUUGUUACUUUUGGAGAAACUUUUUAAAAUCUUUAGGCUGUUUAUAGAGCCCCUAUUCCCACUCAGUUUUCUGCCUUUGCUCUCUUUUACUUAAAAUGGGUUAGUUUGUAUCAGGCUCAAGUGCUUGAUUAUUUUUCUAUCAUAAGUAGUAUGAUUAAAAGAAUCAGGAAUCAGAAUUCUCUCAGAUGGGUUAAUGAUCAGUAUUACUUUAUUAAGAAUUACUUUUAAUUUUCUGUUUUUAUUCUUUCUAUUGUAUAGAUUAUAUUUAAUAAGUUGUUACCUGCAACUUCAUUUUUAAAAUAUUUUAUUUAUUUUAACUGAUAGGCUUAAAUAAUUCAUACACAUCUGAAAAGGUAACAAAUUUAUAGUAAACUGUUCAUGUACAUUCCUGGUGCUCCCUUGCAUUUGUUUAUUAUCUGAAAGCAGUUGACAGAUUUUUACAUCUUUGAUAUGAAGCACUGCCGUAUUUGUAUUUAAAAAGGAAAUUUGACAUUUUACGUACAGCUCAGAUUCAUGGCAUUCUUUCUGUUUUGUGUUGGGAUUUGUUAUUUUUAGUUUUCCUGAGCUGUCUUUUUAUCUUCUGGCAGAUCUUUUUAGCCAUUUUUUUGUAUACUCUUAGCUCCACAUGAAAUAAAUAAAUGGUUUUAUUAAGCCUGUAGGACUGGAUGAAUGGAAUUGUGAAACCGAUUUGAUAGGAGAAUAAUUUAGAAAAUCAAACUUGAGUAUUGAGAAGACACAGAAAUAUGACUCUUAGGAUGAACAUUUUAAUGAGAUUCUAAUAUUCCCUUUAGUUAUUUCUAAUAAAAACGCAAAUGUACGAACAAUUGACCUGAUAGAGAAAAGAUCAUGAAGAAUGCCAAAAGCUGAUAUUUUAGUGGUUCUGGAGUGAUUUUAGUCCAUUCUAAAGCUGUUAUCGUAAUGUAAUUUCCCCAUCUGAGACAGUAAUUGUCAGAUUUUAGUUAAAAUACAGACUCAACCUCUGCCUCAGAUGAGAUGUUAGAAAUGUAGCUGCUUUUCUCCAGACAACAUAGCUGACAUUGUUUGGUACUGUCUGAAAAAGAGUUAGACUCUAUGGGCAAUUGAUAGAGUAUUACCCAUGGUGCUUAUUGGGCAUGAGCUUCCAUUGAAGUGAUUCCUUUUUAUUCAUAGCGGCGUAAUGAUUUUCAAAGUCCCCAGUAUUUGCUGCUAUUUUUUAAACUCCCCUGAACCUGAGGAUUUCCUCACAUCAUUUCCUUGUGUUUGGACAUCAAAGGGUUAACAAUUGUACCUAUUUUACAAGGAAGUGAUUUUAAAAUAUAAACUGAAAACUACCUGGGAAAGUGUUUUUGUAAUUUUAUUUAAUUAUGUAUAGUAAUUUUAAGUGCCAGAAAAACCAUGACUUGCAAAAUACUUUGCACUCAAAACGUUUUUACUGUGUUCCUAAUUGUUAAGCAUUUCUGCUUUCUUUUGACUACUUGAUUUACAAAAUGAUCUGAUAUGACUACUCCAUUGAAGAGCAAAGGUAACUCAUGUUUAAGUAAUUAACUGCUUGUUUUAGAUAUUUCUUCCACUCUUUUUGAAAAAUGUCAAUCAUGGAUAGCAUUCAUUGCAAGACAGUGAAAGGUAAUUUACUACAUAUAUAGAUUUUUAAAUGUUGCCUUAAAUAGGUGUAUAUGAGCAGUAGUAAUUGCUAUGUACUGAUUUACCUCAAGGUGCAAAAGAAUUAAACUUGUACAUAUUCCAUUUACAAAAUAAAUUCAACUGAACAGCCCUGCACUUUCUUAGAUGCCUUGAUUUCCAGAAUGGAGCUUAGUGCUACUGAAUGCCCUGGACACAGGGCCACCUCAGGAUCUUCUUCUCCACUCUUAUUUAUUUAUAGAUGUCUGUUUACAAAGACUUUAAUAAAUCCUGGUGUUGACCAUCUGAAACUUACUUUCUUCUGAGUGCUGUUUCAAUCUAAAAUAGCAGCUUUUGAGAAACAAUGAACCAACUUUCUUAACCAUAAAAGGAUGAUUCCAUGUAUUCUUUAAUAAUAUUAAAUAUGCUGAAGUGAAGCACACAAUCUUUCUAAGUGUGUGUGUGUGUGUGAGAAAGAGAGAGAGUGAGAUAGAGAAUGAAUGUUAUCAACCUUAAAUCUCUUAACAUUGUUUUAAAAAAGCUGUGGCGUACCAAUGUUCAUAUUUGCCAAGUCUUCUGUAAAGCAUUUUAGACAAAAUUUUUAUGUGCUAAUGGAUGCAUUUUAUAAAGCAAAUCUGUUUAUCAUUCAAAAUUACUAAUCUUUGUUUUCUCCAUCCAAGAAACAAAUGUUUCUUCCAUUUACUCAGUUUCCAUGUGAGAAUAAAAGCUUUUAUCUUUUUCCUUUCACAAAGGCAGGUUCGAAAUUCUGUGAAAAGUAAAAUGGUCUCUAAACCUGAGGUAUAACACAAGAGCUUGCUGUUUAGAGGGUUAUAUCCUGUACCUCAGUUCUGUAAGUGUGCUCAACAGUUUAACAUGUGAAUCCUGUUAAAAGUGCUCAGAUUUCGGAUGUGUAAGCCAUUGAUGUCAUUCAAAAAUGUUGUAUUAAAUAACUUAGUGUUUUAAAUUUAUUUAUGUAGAUCACAUCAUUGUUACGGUAUGCAGUGCAAAUAUGUGAAUUGUCUUUUGGUUUAUUCCACAGUUAUUUAUUUUUUAGAAAGUAAAUAUAAAGAAUUGAAGAACACUUAAAUUUAUAGUGUUCAAAUUGCAAAAUUUGGGAAUUUUAAUGUAAAGUCCGUUUUGUGACUUAAAGAAGUGAAAUAAGUGUUGAUUAUACCAAGUAGUUGGAAAUGGAAUCAUCUAAACAUUUUAAAAAUCUAAUUAGCACAUAUUAACUUCUACAUUUAACUUAAUUGUUAUACCCCAAUUUUGUUUGGUUUUGUUUUUAAUCAGAUUUUUGCACAUUGAUUGGUUUUUGUGUUGUGGCUUUUCUUUUUUUAUUAUUAUUAUUCAAGGGUUUGGUUCUUGGUGUUUUUUUUUUUUUUUUUUUUUUUUUUUUUUGUAGGGGGGAGAUUGUUUUCCAGUGUUUACUGUGUUUAAAUAAAUAAAAUUGAAUUUUAUUGUUCAUUUAUAUAAUAUUUGAUACCUUGGUGUAAUUUCACAGUAGAAUUCCAAUUUUUAUGACUUUUAUAAUAUUUUCUUUUAUAAUAAAAUCCAAAGCAAAUUAAACAUUUAAAUUGUAAACUGAUAUGUUUCAUUUAUAUGAAGUUAAAAGUCUCUACCAAGUCUAUAAUGUGAAUGAUCCUGCCUUUCAAAUUUGUUUUAUAAUUGUUAAAACUAUUUUUUGGAGAUGUUAUUGAAGUUGAAAGAGCAAUAAAGUCUACUUAAUUAGU